Messenger RNA from Plutella xylostella (diamondback moth), 2172 nucleotides. The record is from RefSeq and is a predicted model, not a curated record. Lineage: Eukaryota; Metazoa; Arthropoda; Insecta; Lepidoptera; Plutellidae.
AAUGGCAAUAACUUCCAUGGAGAAUGCCACUAAAGAGGCUUUUUAACCUUUGAAUAACUUGACAGUCGCGCCAAAAUUUAAACUUCGAACGUGUGUGUGUAGUCAACGUGUCGCGAACAUAAAUGCACUUUUCCAGCCAGUCACGAUGAUCUGUAGAUCGCAGUGGUUUGUAAAGAAAUGUGAUCGUACGACGGUCUUUACAAACUGGUCGAUUAGUAUCUGUGGCGAUAUCGUUUAGUGGUAGAAGCAGUAGUUCGGCGAGUGUGGCCGGCCGCGGGCGUGUGACCACUACACCGGCGCGUGCGCAAGGAGUGCGUCACUCGUGUGUCGAAGAAGGCGCAGUGACAUGCGAGCUGCCAGUAGGACAGCGCUAAGGCUUGUGUCAGCACGAGUCGACACCCCACAGGACGAUGGUUGUGACUUCUAAAAGUGAACUCUGUUGACAUGGCUCGCUGGACUCUUCUCUGCAUCCUUUGGAUCAAUCUGAUCCAUCUAUCAGUAUCCAUCUCAUUCGAGUCUGAGCCAGCUCCGCGCGACGGCUCGGCACAUCAGGAGCGGCGCGGUCGGUUCGCCGACGACUCACCGCCAGAGAUCCAGAAAUCUGAACGACUCACUGAGCGAGUGAUUGAAAGAUCCAUCUCACUCACCAGCUCACUGCAGAAGGUGCAAGAAGUUGGGAAGAAGGAAGGAUCGGAUCCGGUUCCUGAGCCAAUCUCUACGAUUGAGAAUGAAUCGCACAGCAUAUUGAGAUACGCAGAAGAAAACCUCUCUAGCAGAGACAAAAUCCUCGAGGGCCUGGAACAUUCUGCGCUUCGCUCCAUCCCUUUCACCAACCUCCGCCGCAUCCAGGAGAAAGAGAGACGGCGACUGCAGACAAGGAUGGAAGACCCAAUCACGAGAGUCGAGAACGGCUCCUAUAAGAUUGUCAACUAUAAGCCUAUCGUUGCUAAUAGGAGAGGACAAGUGACACUAUCCAGCUCGCACACCCGAGACAGCAUAGCGUUCCCCAGCGACCGCACGGAGCCGGGCGCGCUGGAGCCGCGAGUGUCGCCCGCGUGCCGCCGCCUCGGCGUCUGCGAGGACGUGCCCGACUACCCCGACGAGCUGGUCGAGAAGCUACUCAAGAAUCUAGGAGAGGGAAGGAGUCGCUUCAGAAUAGAUGAGUUGGAGCCUCCGGCGAUAGCGCAGAGGAUCGGCAGCGAGAACGAGGAAAUAGAACUGUGUGACUUUGACGAGAAGGUCAUAUUCCCUCGGGCUGCGUCCGAUAGAGACGGCAAGUGGUACUACAUUGUGAACCAGCGGAACUACACGCUCCAGGGCGUCAGAGUGGAGGUCUGCAGGAACCAUGAAGGGGAGUGCAGCAAAAUAGCAUCAUUCCCGAUAACUUACAAGGCGAUGUGUAAACAAAAGAAAGCUCUUCGCCAUCUAACCGCCCUGGACACCAAUGGGAAGUUGAUAGAACUUCCCUUCAGCUUUCCCAGCUGUUGCUCGUGUGUCGUCACUGAAGUGUGAACAAUAGACAUUCACAAAUGAUAAAUGGUGAUCUGUGACCUGGCCCCGCGGCACGAGUAUACGUUAUCGACGUCGAUAAACUCGAUUAAUUCCACCAAUCACAGUACGUGUUUAUAGUGACGCGAUAUAGUGACGUUUAUCUAUGUGGAUAUGGGACCCGUGCAGCGGGGACUGUAUACCUAUGUGAGUGGUUGUUUAAAGUCAAAGUGACUAAAUUUGAAAGCAUACCUACUGAUCUCAUAAUGCUCUCCCUAAUACACGUCGGUGUAAAGACAUUUGAAGGUAGUGAGCUAUUUAAAUUAGUUUGACGAACUUUUUAUCAUUUUAUUAAUUAUUACAAUGUUGUCUUCUAAGCUGCACGAGUGAGUUGUGUUGUGACUCAGAGUAAUUAGAGGCUUAACAUCUCAGGCCUAAGUUACCUAGGUAGUAAGUACCUAUUUACAUAAUAAUAAGAACUACCUACAUAUAAUUAUAAGAUACCUACUUAACAAUUUCAAAGCAUUUCAAUGAAAUUAGUUACAUACCUUAGUAAAUUUAAUCAGUAAUUAGUUAUUUUAGUAACUAAUGAGUGUUUAAGUUUACUACAUAAUUUAUAUAUGUACCUACCUACCUACAUUAGCCAUUUCAGUGACAUUCACCCUACCUACCUACAUACACAUU